GAUCUAGAGAUGCUCAAGAAGGACUUCGCCAGGGAGAUACGGCACGCUGGUCUGAUGGGCCCAACGGAGCCGAGGAAGGAUUUGCGAGUAAUCUUGAGGAAAAUAUGGGACGUGAUCAUGCUACCCCAUCGUUGAUGGUCCUCCAGCAUGACCUCAAAUUGCGGCGCCGGUCUCGAAUCUGGCUGUGUCCCACAGCAGCCUUCACAUCCAUUCCUCUCCAUGCAGCUCACCCCUUUCGGACCAAGGCAGAUCGUUCUGGGCAAGAAUCAUCCCUAGAGGAUCUUUACAUCUGCUCUUACACGCCAACGCUGUCGGCUUUGAUCCGGUCUCGACAGAUGAUGAAGAACCAUGCGCCUCCAUCCUUCGCGGCAAUUGGGCAAAGUCAACCAGGUGCUGGGCAAGGCACGGUGCUCGCCGAUGUUGACAACGAGCUUGAGCUCAUCCAUAAACUUGUUCCCCCCAACAUCAAGUUCACCAAUAUAUCUGGCGACGAGGCUACACAGGCAGGUGCACUUGAUGCUUUGCGAUGCAACACUUGGGUGCACCUCGCUUGUCAUGGCAAGCAGGACCACGAGCAGCCAUAUCACUCACGUUUCGCCAUGAGAGAUAAACCUCUGAAGCUGCUUGACAUCAUGGAGAACAAUGCUCCGCAAGCCGAAUUCGCAUUUUUAUCAGCGUGUCAUACUGCCGUCGGCGAUGAGGAGACACCUGACGAAGUCAUCCAUCUCGCUGCUGGUCUACAAUUUUCGGGGUUUAAGAGUGUCAUUGGAACUCUUUGGGCGGUCGAUGACGCUGUCGCAAAACACGUCGUUGAGGCUUUCUAUCACAAAAUGUUCGAAAAUUUGGAGGACGGUGACAUGGACUGUACGAAGGCGGCCUUGGCACUUAACCACGCUACGCGCACCGUGCCAAAGAAGGAAGUGCCGCUUGAGCAGAGAAUGGUAUUCAUUCAUAUUGGUGUGUAGCUCCAUAUAUAUUGCUUUCAUCGAGUACAGAUUCAUAAGUUCGAGUCGUUGAUCCUUUGUUCUCUUUAGAGUCAUCCAUGUUGAACUUAUAGUUGUUUGUAGAAAUUUUCCUGAUACAUUAUCUUGCCCUCUACGUAGUGAUCUCCUUUCGCAUUCUCGUCGGUGCUGUUGUCUGCUGUAGAGUCUGUAGCAAAAUCACGAGGAUUCAGGUGAACACUUCGUCUCGAGGGUCAUGGUUGCCCAGACUCCAGAG
Molecule: messenger RNA, 1218 nt
Organism: Suillus paluster
Lineage: Eukaryota; Fungi; Basidiomycota; Agaricomycetes; Boletales; Suillaceae
Product: CHAT domain-containing protein
Exons: 1
Coding region: 105-965 (286 amino acids)
Source: RefSeq, a predicted model, not a curated record